This is a messenger RNA of Durotheca rogersii, 837 nucleotides long. RefSeq names its product HAD-like domain-containing protein. Gene Ontology annotation, molecular function: phosphatase activity. The transcript is spliced from 3 exons. The record is from RefSeq and is a predicted model, not a curated record. NCBI's taxonomy places the organism in Eukaryota, Fungi, Ascomycota, Sordariomycetes, Xylariales, Xylariaceae. The coding region runs from base 1 to 837 and encodes 278 amino acids.
AUGGCCGACAACCAGCAGACCAGCAGCCUGCCCCUGCUGCAGACGCAGCCCAAGGCCAUCUUCUUCACCGACUUCGACGGCACGAUCACGCUGGACGACAGCAACGACUUCCUGACGGACAACCUCGGGUUCGGGAACGCGCUGCGGCGGCAGCUCAACUACGACGUCAUCUACGGGCGGCGGCCGUUCCGGGACACGUUCCAGGAGAUGAUGGACAGCGUGCGGACGCCGUUCGACCAGUGCGUCGACACGGUGCGCGAGCGCGUCGUCCUCGACCCGGCCUUCGUCCGCUUCUUCCACUGGUGCCGCGGCAACAACGUGCCCGUCGUCGUCCUCAGCGGCGGCAUGCGCCCCAUGAUCCGCGCCCUCCUCGCCCACCUCGUCGGCGAGGAGCUCGUCGACACCAUGCAGAUCGUCAGCAACGACGUCGCCGCCCGCCCCGGAAAGACCAUCAACGACGAGGGCGGCUGGACCAUCACCUUCCGCGAUGAUAGAAACGUGUACGGCUAUUUUCAGGUUUUGAGGCGUGAGAGCCAGCUUGCUGAAACGACAGUACAUAGCUCCUUCGGCCACGACAAGUCUCGCACGAUCAAGCCGUACUCCUCUCUGCCGGAGCGGCCCAUCCUGUUCUACGCUGGGGACGGUGUAUCCGACUUGUCCGCCGCCAAGGAAACCGAUUUGCUCUUUGCCAAAGCCAACUGCGAUCUCGUCACAUACUGCGAGCACGAGAAGGCGCCAUUUGUCACGUUUAACAACUUCUCCGAGAUCCACGAAACUGUCGCUUCUAUCCUAGACGGCAAGAUCAGCGUCAAGGAGGCUGCUGUUGGCAGAAAGUAG